Populus euphratica (Euphrates poplar) is the source of this 465-nucleotide messenger RNA. Its product is annotated as LOB domain-containing protein 24-like. The coding region runs from base 1 to 465 and encodes 154 amino acids. The record is from RefSeq and is a predicted model, not a curated record. Lineage: Eukaryota; Viridiplantae; Streptophyta; Magnoliopsida; Malpighiales; Salicaceae. The transcript is spliced from 2 exons.
AUGAUUUCUGGUCGGUGUGCAGCUUGCAAGUAUUUGAGAAGGAGAUGUCCUUCAGAUUGCAUUUUCUCUCCUUACUUUCCUUCUAAUAAUCCUCAAAGAUUUGCUUGCGUUCACAGAAUCUAUGGCGCGAGUAAUGUUGCAAAAAUGCUCCAGCAACUCCCAGCACAUUUAAGAGCUGCAGCAGCAGACUCUUUGUAUUAUGAGGCACAAAGCAGAACUGAGGACCCUGUCUAUGGUUGUGUAGGGAUUAUCUCUUUACUACACCAACAAAUUCACGGUGUAGAAAGCCAACUAGCUAAAACAAAAGCUGAAAUUGCAGUACUCAAUUCUCUUGCACAAGAACCUGCUCAAAUUCAAGAAAAUGAAGUAGAAGCUAGCUUCAACAAUUUCUUGCUGGAACAAGACAAUAUUGCUUGUGGCCAAUAUUUUAGCCAUUCCACUUACAUUCCUUCUAACUUUAUGUAG